UACCCAUCCCAGUCACUAUGAGCUUUACCCUGCGCAGUAUCAGAGCCGUCAAAGCUGUCAGAUCCCUCUCCACCUCCGUCGCGUCUAGAAACGGUGCCGUCGCCCGCGAAGUCAAAGUCGUUUCAUCCUGUCCAGCCGGCACUCCAUUGAACCUCAAGUUCAAGAAGUCCGGUGCCGAGCCGGCUGCAUUGGAAGACGCUGAGUACCCAGAAUGGUUGUGGACCCUCUUGGACAAGGACGCUCAGAGAGCUGCCUUAUCCGCCUCCGACCCGAUCAAGCAGUACAGAAAGGACCAAAGAGCCAGAAACAUCAAGAAGAUCAAGGAGCAAAACUUUGCGGCUGAAAUGAAGUAGGUUUCGUAACAUGCAUUAUAGUGGAAUUUCCAUCCGCCCUCUUACCACCCACCUCCUCCCCAACGCUCUGUUGGCCUGUAUAUAUAUUGCACCUAUGCUCAAAGAAUGAGCCUACCUGCUACCAGUAGGGAUUUACAGUAUAACGAAAUGAAUCCGAAACAUGUUUACCGCUGAGC
Babjeviella inositovora NRRL Y-12698 is the source of this 529-nucleotide messenger RNA. It is a transcript of the gene MRPL37, whose product is annotated as mitochondrial 54S ribosomal protein mL54. The transcript has a single exon. The record is from RefSeq and is a predicted model, not a curated record. Gene Ontology annotation, cellular component: mitochondrial large ribosomal subunit. The coding region runs from base 18 to 353 and encodes 111 amino acids. NCBI's taxonomy places the organism in Eukaryota, Fungi, Ascomycota, Pichiomycetes, Serinales. Gene Ontology annotation, molecular function: structural constituent of ribosome.